This is a messenger RNA of Miscanthus lutarioriparius, 1101 nucleotides long. The record is from the annotation of a GenBank genome assembly. Lineage: Eukaryota; Viridiplantae; Streptophyta; Magnoliopsida; Poales; Poaceae.
AUGGGGGAAGCCGCGGAUCCAGCUCUGGCGGCGGUCCAGACGGCGACGGCGAAGGGGAGGGUGGCGCCGCCGAUGUCGUGGCGGACGCGGCUCUCCGUGCUGGCCGCGGGGUACGUCACCGACGCCACGAGCCGCGCCGACGGCACCGUGAACCGCCGCCUGCUGGGCGUGCUCGACAAGGGCGUCGCGGCGUCCGCGGCCCCGCGCAACGGCGUCGCCUCGCGGGACGUCACCAUCGACCCGGCCGUCCCCCUCCGCGCGCGCCUCUUCUACCCCUGCGCCGCUCCCACCGCCGCCGACGCGGAGGCGGAGGCGGAGCGCCCGGCGGCGGUGCCCGUCGUCGUGUUCUUCCACGGCGGCGGCUUCGCGUACCUCUCCGCGGCGUCCCCGGCCUACGACGCCGCGUGCCGCCGCAUCGCCAGGCACGCCGGCGCGGCCGUGCUGUCCGUCGACUACCGCCGCUCGCCCGAGCACCGCUUCCCCGCCGCCUACGACGACGGCUUCGCGGCGCUCCGCUUCCUCGACGACGGCGGGCCCGACGUACCCGGCCCCGGCGCCCCGCCGAUCGACGCCGCGCGGUGUUUCCUCGCGGGGGACAGCGCGGGCGGCAACAUCGCGCACCACGUGGCUCGCCGCUACGCGCUGGACCCGUCCGCCUUCUCCAACCUCCGCCUCGCGGGCCUUAUCGCCAUCCAGCCCUUCUUCGGCGGCGAGGAGCGCACGCCCGCGGAGCUGCGGCUCGUGGGCGCGCCCAUCGUCUCCGUGCCGCGCACCGACUGGAUGUGGCGCGCGUUCCUGCCCCACGGCGCCGACCGCGACCACGAGGCGUCGUCCCCCGAGGGCGCCACCGCGGGCAUCGACGCCGCCGCCGCCGCCGCCGCCGCCGGUUUCUUCCCGCCCGCCACGGUCGUCAUCGGCGGGUACGACCCGCUGCAGGACUGGCAGCGCCGGUACUGCGACGCGCUGCGCGGCAAGGGGAAGGAGGUGAGGGUGCUGGAGUACCCCGACGCCAUCCACGCCUUCUACGUGUUCCCGGAGUUCCCGGAGUCCAGGGACCUCAUGCUACGGAUCAAGGAGAUCGUCGCCGGCAGCAGCAAGUGA